Capsella rubella is the source of this 477-nucleotide messenger RNA. Its product is annotated as DNA-binding protein S1FA3. Gene Ontology annotation, molecular function: DNA binding. Lineage: Eukaryota; Viridiplantae; Streptophyta; Magnoliopsida; Brassicales; Brassicaceae. Bases 92 to 313 code for a protein of 73 amino acids. Gene Ontology annotation, cellular component: nucleus. The record is from RefSeq and is a predicted model, not a curated record. Gene Ontology annotation, biological process: regulation of DNA-templated transcription. The transcript has 2 exons.
AUUUAUGGCCGAGUCUUAAGGCAAAACUCGUCUUCAAGCUGUCAAUAGCUUUUCUCCGGCGACUGGUAUCUCGUAGCUCCGAAUUGCCGCUAUGGCCGAAGAGUUUUCUGGAAAAAUCGAAAGCAAAGGGCUAAACCCGGGACUGAUCGUCCUUCUUGUAAUUGGAGGGUUGCUAGUGACAUUCCUUGUAGGAAACUUCAUCCUUUACACAUACGCACAGAAGAAUUUGCCUCCGAGGAAGAAGAAGCCGGUUUCUAAGAAGAAGAUGAAGAAAGAGAAGCUGAAGCAAGGCGUCCAAGUUCCAGGAGAGUAGCUUUGUUGUUGGGAUGAUAACUCACUUUGCAGUACUAGAAAAUUAUAUAUGACUCUAUACUCUUUUUAGUUGUUAAUGUUUUCGAUAUAGCAUGAUAUUUUCUUGAGUUGACAAUCUAUAAGCUUUGCUGAGACUGAGAUAAUUUCAUGCCAAAUUUGAAACAA